GAUGAAGCAAAAUUAAAUUGAAUCAUUAACAAACAAAAAUUUAUUUAAAAAUAGGUACUUUUUUGGCACAUUGUGCUCAAACUACAAGUUCCUUUAAGAAAUACCUAUCAUGAAAUCUAUAGUAAAUCAGCUUAUAUAGAAAAUACAAACACAUUAAAAAAAAUAUUAAUUUUAUCAUCAUAAUUACAAAAUAUGUGGUAUGUUUAAAUGUUUUUUAACCUAAUUGUUUUAUACUUGGACAAGAAACACUAAAAUAAAAAUUAGAGAACAAAAAUGUUUUAACUUAGUAUCUUCCACUCCGUCCUGAACGAUGUCUUGGUGACCUGGAACGUCGCUCCCGCGAACGUGAUCUCCUUCUUGGAGACCUAGAUCGUGAUCUCCUUCUGCUCGCCUUCCUCCGUGAGUACAAAUAACGCCUUAAUUCCCAUGAUAUUGGCUUUAAAUGCAUAAAAUUACAAAAACCCGAUCUUGUACACUCUCCCAUUUCAUAUUGGCGACAACAAGCCAAUAUGAGUAAAAAAAUAAAGUAGGUGGCGACUUCCGGUAUGUAUUUUCAUCACAAUUUAAAUUUACAUCCACCAAUCUAACUCCAGAGAGAAUUUAUUUCGAAUCUUGUUUAACGAGAGUAACAUUUUUAAUUUUGUGCGUAUGAGUUAUUAAGGUUGUGUUUACUAAACUAAAAGGACUAAAAGUUGCCUCCCAUUUCCCCAUCACUAUUUAAAACAAGUGCGAGGGUGUGACCGGUGUGACGAGGGCAGUAAGUAUUGGUAUCAAGUGCUAGGUAAAGUAGUUUCUAACGGACCGGCUUUCUUGAUCGCAUUGUAUGUAAACUUUUACAAUUUUCACCUACAAAAUUGGUUAGAAUAAAAGGAAUUGUUUUGUAUGUGUUAUUAGAAAGAAUUUUAAUUAUUUCUAGUACAGUUAAGUACUGUUUGUUAUCAUUUUUCAUGUAAAAAAACGCAAUAAAAAAAAAUGAAAAGAUGAGUCAUCGUAAUUGUUUAAAUACUAGACCGUAAACUAAAAAGUAUAAAGUAAUAAUAAGUGUGUUUUGUGAUUAAAAUGUAUCGUCUAUUUCUAUUUUUUUCUUUUAAUUUCGUUGAUUCAAUCCCACAAGAACGCAUAAUAGGUGGAGAAAAAGCCGAAACGAUAACAAAAUUUCCUUACCAAGUGAUGGUUCAAUGUGAGAUCGAAGAAAAAUAUUUAACAAUUUGCGGUGGUGCUUUAAUUGGCAAAAAUAAAAUUUUAACUGCAGCUCAUUGUGUUUUAAAAUGUUCCGACCCGAAACGAUUAAGAGUGAUCGCCGGAGUUUAUAAUCCCGAUAUUAAACAUGCUCACCAAGUAAAAUGUUCAAUACCACAUCCAGAUUAUGAUGAAAAUAAAGCUAGUAAUGAUAUAGCCGUUUUAUGUUUGAUGAACACUCUACAAGAAAGCGAUAGAAUAAAAACGAUUAAAAUCGCGCAAAAACUGGUUAAACCGAAUACGAAAGCAAUCGUUUCAGGUUGGGGCCAAACCAAAACAAGCAUUGUAUCCAAAGAGUUAAAAUACGCGAUUGUUAAUGUUAUCGAUUCGGAAGAAUGUGAAGAUGAGAACCCGUUUUAUGAUGAAACGCAAAUUUGUGCUGAAAGUACGGAUGGCAGUGGACCUUGUAAGGGCGAUUCCGGUGGACCUUUGGUUGCCAAUAAAGAAUUAAUCGGAAUUGUUUCUUAUGGAAUCGCUGAUUGCAUAACGAACGCGCCCAGGAUGUACACAAACGUUUAUUAUUAUCGAUCGUUCAUCGAAAAACAUAAAUGUUAAAUAAAAUUAUAAAUUAAUUAAAAUAUAUCGAAGCUAAA
Molecule: messenger RNA, 1832 nt
Organism: Onthophagus taurus
Lineage: Eukaryota; Metazoa; Arthropoda; Insecta; Coleoptera; Scarabaeidae
Product: chymotrypsin-1-like
Biological process (GO): proteolysis
Molecular function (GO): serine-type endopeptidase activity
Source: RefSeq, a predicted model, not a curated record